This is a messenger RNA of Lolium rigidum, 1119 nucleotides long. RefSeq names its product F-box protein At5g50450-like. Gene Ontology annotation, molecular function: protein binding. The record is from RefSeq and is a predicted model, not a curated record. NCBI's taxonomy places the organism in Eukaryota, Viridiplantae, Streptophyta, Magnoliopsida, Poales, Poaceae. The coding region runs from base 1 to 1119 and encodes 372 amino acids. The transcript has 3 exons.
AUGAUGAACACCUCUUGCACCAGCCUCCUAUCCCGUGAGGAACAAUCCAAGAGGAUUAGGACUUGCCCCAUCGACGAGCCCGCAGACGACGAGUUUGCUCCACCGCCGGGCUACGACGUGCAAGACAGGUUCGCCCUGCUUCCUGACGACUUGCUGGUCAUUAUCCUCUCCAAGGUGGCAUAUGGAGCGUCCAAACCAGCAGACCUUGCCAAUGCAAUCAUGACAUUCAGCAGAUUUAGAGACCUUUGUCUCAGCCCUGCUGUUCUGAAGAAUGCAUCUGCUAACUGCAUCGCAGUCAGCGCUAAGAAUUGGAGUGUCCAAGCCAAAAAAUUCCUUCAGACCUGCGCCGACUCAGGAAACACGGGAGCAUCAUACCUCCUAGGCAUGAUACUCUUCUACUGCAUUGGAGACUACGAAGCCGGCGCCAAUCUCAUUGCUGAUGCAGCUAUUGGUGGCAACUGCUACGCGCUCUACUCGCUUGCAGUAAUCAUGUUCAACGGAAGUGGUGGCACCAGGGAGGACCGCAACUUACUUGCUGGCGCUGGUCUUUGCUCACGCGCUGCCAGUCUAGGACAUCUGGAAGCUCUUCGCGAGCUAGGCUUCUGCCUAAUAGAUGGAUUCGGCCUUAGUCGCUCUGUCAUGAACGGCCGACGUCUUCUUCUGCAAGCAACAGCAUGGGAUCUACAUUCUUCAGGAGGCACGUUGACAUGCUCGACGUGCACCAGAACCAACGACCCCAACCGGCAUGCUUGCAUUCUAACACAAAUUUGCCUUUGCCCACGCGCAGCAUCUGUUGCUCGUGGUUCAGACAGAGCUCACCCCUUCCUGUGUGAUUGGUUCGCAGCAAGGAACAUUCAGAGAGGUCAAUCUCCGGACAACGGUGAGGCAAUCGUCCCCCAGCUUCUGCUCUGCUCCAACUUUGGAUGCGGCCGAAGGGAGACCAGAUGCCAGGAGUUUCGCUCGUGCUCCCAAUGCAGCGAGUCUUUCUACUGUUCGCGGGCUUGUCAGGCAGCGCACUGGAAGUCCGUCCACCGAGUCUCCUGCAGGGUGCUGGUACAGGCGGAUGCCGUAGUUGACCAAGAAAACGAAGACGACGCGGCCGAGGCAUUCGAUGUCUGA